CGCGCCUCGUUGCUCUGGGAGUGGUCCUGGCCGCGUACGCAGUUUCCAUGGGGACCGAAGAUGGCGCCGCGAGGUGAGAUCCCCGAGGCAAACGGUUGUCCUCUACCCCCCUGGAAAUUCUGCUGUCGCUCAACCGGUGGUAUUUCGCCGCCUACUUCUUGCUGGAGCUCUUCAUCUUUCUGUACAAAGGUCUGCUGCUCCCGUAUCCCACAGCCAACCUAGUGCUGGAUGUAGUGAUGCUCCUCCUGUAUCUCGGAAUCGAAGUCAUUCGGCUUUUUUUCGGUUCAAAGGGAAACCUCUGCCAACGCAAGGUGCCACUUGGUAUUAGUGUGGCCUUGACCUUCCCGUCUGCCACCAUGGCCUCCUAUUACCUGCUCUUGCAGACCUACGUGCUCCGCCUGGAAGCCAUCCUCAACUGCAUCUUGCUCUUCUUCUGUGGCUCGGAGCUGCUACUCGAGGUGCUUACCCUGGCUGCGUUCUCCAGUAUGGACAGGAUUUGAAGCACUAAUGUUUCAGCCAGUAGUCCUCAGGAGCUGAGACACGGCAGGCAGGUCUUUAGCCAUGCCAGUAAGACGUGACAAGUCCUGCUGGCCUGGGGAAGGCCACUGCUUCUCCUCAGCACAGAUGUUUGGGCAGCAAAGCCAGUGUCAGGCCGCUGCACUGCAAGUUCUCCACCAAGAGCCUGAGAAGAGACUCUUUUGCCCUCCAGGAUAGGGCGGGGCAAGGCUGGCCCCAUCCUCGCCCUAUCUAGAAACCAAAUCCCUGCUGACCUCACACUGUCCUCUUUGAUCAUGGCCAGAACAUCUCUGGGGACCACACAAGCUCCUUGGGCUUUCAGCAGGACCAAGCCAUGUGCUCGUCACAUGGUAUGUGUGACAUACUUGUCACACGGACGGUGCUCCCAGAACGGCGUGGAUGCCUCGUCAUCCCUCCAAGACUGAGCUCCAGAGCUUUCAGUAACUCAGUUAUUUUUCUAGCCUCAUCAUGAAGCCUUCCUAAUUUUAUAAUAAAUACAUAUUUUCUCUUGCGAGG
Suncus etruscus (white-toothed pygmy shrew) is the source of this 1032-nucleotide messenger RNA. It is a transcript of the gene TMEM216, whose product is annotated as transmembrane protein 216. The coding region runs from base 237 to 500 and encodes 87 amino acids. The transcript has 5 exons. Lineage: Eukaryota; Metazoa; Chordata; Mammalia; Eulipotyphla; Soricidae. Gene Ontology annotation, biological process: non-motile cilium assembly. The record is from RefSeq and is a predicted model, not a curated record. Gene Ontology annotation, cellular component: ciliary transition zone.